Molecule: messenger RNA, 607 nt
Organism: Gryllus bimaculatus (two-spotted cricket)
Lineage: Eukaryota; Metazoa; Arthropoda; Insecta; Orthoptera; Gryllidae
Source: the annotation of a GenBank genome assembly
CGACCUCGCCGACGGCGACGCAGCAGGUCGAGGCGGCUCCACCGGGUGCUGCGGCCGCUGCCUGCCCGUCGAGACCACGGACGCGCUCAGGGAGAUGAUGGACUUCACGCUGCUCAAGGACCCCAUCUUCAUCCUCUUCACCGUGUCCAACUUCCUCACGAGCAUUGGCUACAACGUGCCGUACCUCUACGUCGCGGCGGGCUGGCUGCUGGCCGCCAUCGGGUUCGCCAACACCAUCGGCCGAAUCGUGCUGGGCUACAUCUCCGACAAGCCGUGGGUGGACCGCCUGCUCGCUCAGACUACGAGGCCUGAACACGCAAAUUUCAUUACGCCCCUUUCGCCAUCUUGGAACGAUCAUUGGAUUAGACUUCUCCAUUACAUGGGAGGCUGGCUGUACGACGCGACGGGCUCCUACAACCCGGGCUUCAUCGUGGCCGGGGUGACGAUGGCGCUGAGCGGCGUGAUGCUGUUCGUCAUCCCUCCGGUGCAGCGGCGGCUGGCCGCCAAGCGCAGCCGCCAGGAGGCGCUGGAGCUGCAGCCGACGACGGCGACGACGCUGACGACGACGGCUGCAGCCAACGGCGACGCGCUGGGCGUGCACUGCUGA